This is a messenger RNA of Rotaria socialis, 504 nucleotides long. The record is from the annotation of a GenBank genome assembly. NCBI's taxonomy places the organism in Eukaryota, Metazoa, Rotifera, Eurotatoria, Philodinida, Philodinidae.
AUGGCAAUAUCCAUAGCCAGAACUACAGCAGUCAACUCAAGAACAAAGAAUAUUAAUGCUCGUAUGAACAUCACAUUAUUAUUAAAAUCAAGUGCGAAGUUUACUCGAGCAAGAACUCUUUCUACUGAAUCGAGGAGAUUAAUAUCGAUGAAAAGCCUCGAUUUUGAAACAAUCAUAAUUACAAGAUUAAAUGGAAAGAAUAUAACAACGACAACAACUGUUUGGCAUACUAACAGUGAUCUAACAACGUCUCUAUCAUUACAAUCAAAUGUUUCUAUUCUAUAUUUGCUUGUUGCUUGCUCGAUUUUUAUGAUAUGUGUAAUAUUUGCUUCUAUAUGCAGAUGUUUUCGACACAAUAAUAAUACCAGUGAGUAUGAUAUUACUAAUCAACAUCAAAGUCCUAUGUACAACAUGCUUAAUGCUGACAAAUACAGCGUAACAGACAAAGAAUCUGAAUCUUCUGCAGCUGCUUGCAUGGGCCAAUAUCUUUACAAUCACCAUUAG